CGCAACAGACAAGCUCCAAAUUCGCCACUUGCAGCAAACGAACAAACGAAGAUCCGAGCAGCGAAGACGACUGCGUUGACUCGAGCCGUCCCCUUUUUGCUGAACCGUACAACUGACGGCAGAGAUUGGGGUCGAGUCCACGGGACAUGAGGAUGGAUUCCGUCCUGUAGAGCAGGAGCUGGAGAAGAGAGUCCAAGAGAGUGAAUGCAUGGCUGCGGACAGGGAUCAAAGUCCCAAUGUAGCAAAUCCAGACGGUGUCUGACGGAAUCUGUUGUUGGCAAUGGAAGAUCUGCGAAGCAUCGCAGAGAUUCCGGAGCGCGCAUCUGCUGGACACUCGAGCUGGCUGCGAAUUGCCGUCGCUCACAUGCUGAUCCCAAAUUUGGUGCAAGCUUGCGCUCGGCUGCUGUGGGUCCGCGAGCGACCAUGUUUGGAGAGCGUGUCCUUUUUCAGCUGCUGCAUAUGAUUCAGAGGACCUCCUGUACAUGAUGGUGAUGGUGAUGGAUAUCGAUCCACUGCGAGCCCAGGCUAUGGCUGAGCUGACCCCCCGAGUCUAGGUAAAACGCGAUCGACCUGCGAGGCAAGAAUUCUUCAGCGCAUAGGCUGUGAACCUAUGGCUGAUCCCAAGUGUCGAUCGUCGCCUUCCCCAUUCGUUCCUGCAAAACAAUGAAGACAAGAUUUCUAGUCGACGUGUGACAUUCAAUUUUGAUUGAUUGACAUAGUUUGAUCCUUACUAGGUUAGACGACCGGUUUUUUUAGACAUGGCGGAAUCCGCCUCUGCAUUUGAGCAGGUGGGACUCAGUGCAGACACUCUCCUCGAAGCUCUCCAGCAAUUGCAGUCUAGAUCCGCCUCGCAGAACAAUGUCCAGCUCGAGAAGGAGGUCGAUCUCCUUAUCCACGCCCUGCCCGACAUGGUCAACCUUCUGAAGGAUAAUCUCCCCGUCACAACCUCUGCCCAAGCCCCUGCUAUAGAAUCGUUGAUCAAGAAGCUGAAGAAGGCUACGGAGUGUGUGCAGUCGUGCUCGCAACAGGGGUUCUUCCGAGCUCGUUGGAAUCCGAACAAGACCACCGAGGAAAUUGCAGCGCUUCGACAAGAUCUCGGCGACGCGUUCCUGUUGUCCCUCGUGCACACGACACUUGAUCAUGUGUCGAGCGCCGGCAAGAAGCAGGACAUCUUCCAGUCGAGAAUGAAGGAGAUUGCCGCUUCUGCCACAGGAAAGGGAGGGAAGCACAAACGGAGCGACACGAGCGACGAGGACGACGAGUUUCACGACCCAAUCACGUACGAGCUCAUGUGCGACCCGGUGAAGGGCAGCGACGGGCACACGUACGACCGCUGGACAAUCAUCGACAACGACAUGACGCAGAGCCCGUUCGACCAGCGCAAGGACAAGGUCUUCGUCAUCGCCUGCGACGACAUCAACGUGCGCGGGCGCCUGUUCGAGCGGUACCAGAGCUCGGGCGUCCAGGAGCGGUUCCACGCGCGUCGCGAGUCGUACCGGGAGCAGGCGCUGAUGCUGGCGUGCGCCGGCAGCCAAGAGCUCGACGUCGAGGUCCUCAAAAUGCUCGACCACGUGCUCAAAUGGGCCGACGACGAUCUCGAGUGUCGCGAGCUCCGCGAGUCCAUCGCCGAGCGCAUGCGCAACCAGCACCGCCGGUCGCGCCGCGACUCCAUCUCCAUCUCCUUCACGCCCUUCGGCAGCGGCCGCCGCGAGUCCGUCUCGUCCGCCUCGGAAGUCAGACACAUCCGGUCGCGGCACGAUGCCGGCGACGAUCUUCAUCUCCACCUCCCCGCCCGCGACGCCCCCAUCCCCACCCGCGACGAGUCUCGAGACCAAACUCAGGACGAAUCGGCGCAGCCCGGCUGCCUCUUCGCUCUCGUGAUUCUGGUCGGAGUCGGCUUGUGCUAUCUCUUGUCCAGUGCCAGGAGAAAGCACGACGACGAGGCCCAACGACGAUCGGAUUAGAACCACGGCCUCUUCCCGAGCGCUCUAGAUUUUGUGAAUAAUAGCAGUAGGCGGAACGAUCAUCUUCUCGUCCCAUCCAUCCAUUCAACCAAUCGACGUUCGAACUCGACCUCCUCCGGGUCAUGAGACUGGGGGACAUGGGACUGGAAUUUUUUUAUCAAGUUGUACGUAGUAUGUAGCUUAGUCUGGAAAAUGAGGCUCGCAGCCGAAAAUGUAUAGCUAGAGAGACGAGUGAGAGGAACUAGAUAGCCAGAGAAAUAUAGCAGAAGAAGAAGAAGAAGAAGAUUCUCGAGAGUUCGUUGUCAUGAGGACAAAUAGGAAAAACGACUGGAUUCCAUACGGGUAAAAUUUGCUUUCUGCCUGAUGAUUUGAUGAUGGAGAGGCGGAGGCAGGAUUAUUCUCUGACCCUGCCCCUGCCUGCUUCCGUUGGCUUGGCUUCGAUCGAUGAUGUAUCGCCUCUCCGUACUUUCUUUCAGAUCGCUCACAGAAAUUCUUUACUUCAGUGGCUACUGGGAUCAUAUGGCAGGCUGCUUUUCAGGGCAAAGAGGUUCUCAGUUUUAAGCGUGUACUCGGCAGAGGAGCUCGGCAGUGACACACCAUGCAAUGCAUUAGCAUUAGAUCGGUAAUUUGAUCGGUUCUCAGAAAGGAAAUCAGGAUCUCAAGGAGCAAAAUGACGUCGGUCGCAACACAUCUGAGGUGCACAGCGAGACAAACCAACCACGUGCACCCACAUUCUCAAUCGCCUGCUAGAUAUGACCAUCUACUGUGAACUCAAGACCGCAACUCCUCGUUUAUUUUGCACACCAAAUUCAAACAUUUUGCCAUCGCAUCGCGUUCACGCAGAGGCCGAAGGAGAACAUGGAGGCGAGAUGAUGUUAAGAGAACUUCUGUAGAUAGAUGUCACUCUCUUCGUUAAGGUGCUUGACCCACCGCCUUCAGCUUCUGCUGGAGUUGGUUUGAACGGGACAUUGUAUUGUAGCAUGUAAUGUAGGUAGCAAUCAGUGUACAUUAGCUACAUUUUCCAAUUCCACUUUAACGAGUUUGGCCCUACUGUCGCG
Molecule: messenger RNA, 3022 nt
Organism: Marchantia polymorpha subsp. ruderalis
Lineage: Eukaryota; Viridiplantae; Streptophyta; Marchantiopsida; Marchantiales; Marchantiaceae
Source: the annotation of a GenBank genome assembly